This is a messenger RNA of Sungouiella intermedia, 1437 nucleotides long. NCBI's taxonomy places the organism in Eukaryota, Fungi, Ascomycota, Pichiomycetes, Serinales, Metschnikowiaceae. The record is from the annotation of a GenBank genome assembly.
AUGUCCAAGACUAUCGAGCUCGAUGACCUCCACGUAAGGACCCAGCCAAUGCCUGAGUUGUCGAUGCGAUCUGGCCCAUCUGAGAUCCCCGAGCCAAAUUUGAACCCAGUGACUUCUUUUUCACCUGUCGAAUCUCCAGUGGAUACACAGCAACAAGACAACACAGAAGAUUCUCCGGAUCAAUUCCCUGAUGGUGGCUGGAAGGCCAUCAGUGUGGUGAUUGGCUCGCACAUUGGUCUUAUUGUCAACUUUGGUAUUCUCAACGCCGUGGGUGCUGUUCAGGCGUAUGUAUCCAGUCACCAAUUGGCAGGCGAGAAGGUUUCCACUGUCUCGUGGGUAUUUUCCAUCUACAUGUGCUUGCCAUUCUUUCUUGGUGCGUUUGUAGGUCCCAUCUUCGACUCGAAAGGUGGUACAGUGCUUUUGAUUCUUUCAACAGUAUUGCUUUUUGGCGGCUUUAUAGCUGUGAGUUUCUCCAAGUCAAUCGUCGCAUUCAUCUUCUCUCUCUCAUUAUGUAUGGGCACGGCGCAUGCAUUGGCCAUCACUCCGUUGAUUUCGCUGGUGAGCCAUUGGUUCUUACUCAACAGAGGAAAAGCCAUUGGAAUGGCAUCGUUGGGAGGCUCAGUGGGCGGAACAAUCUGGCCGCUUAUUCUCCAGAGAUUGUACUCUACUGUGGGUUUUGGCUGGGGUAUCAGAAUUGUGGGGUUUAUCUGUUUGGCUGGACUGGUGGCUUCAGUGGUGUUGGUGAAAUCUAGGUUCCGCAGAUCAAUUGGACCUGAGGACUCAGAGCAUUUAGCGAAGUCGAAGAAACUCAUGCAGCAGACAAAGUACUUCUUCGACUUGACCGCAUUCAAGGAUCCCCGCUUCUCGUUCUUGGUGCUCGGGGUGUUUUUCACAGAGAUCUCGCUAAUGAGUAUUCUCACUUACCUUGCUACAUAUGCCAUUGCUCACGGCUUCUCGGAAAAAGAUUCCUUGACGCUAUUGACGGUGCUCAAUGCCACGGGAAUUCUCGGCAGAUACAUUCCGGGCCACUUCGCUGACAUCUACGGAACCUUCAACGUGAUGGUGUUGAUGUUAACUGGUUUCUCUAUUUCUGUGUUCGCAUGUUGGCUACCAUUCGGAAACAAAGUUGCUGGUUUGUACGUUUUCUCAGUGCUCUGUGGCUUCUUCAGCUCUUCAAUUUUGAGUCUUACCCCGCUCUGUCUUGGCUCCAUCACCCCUGUGGAUCAGUUUGGCCAGAGAUAUGGCCUCAUGUACACAUUUUCUAGUGUGGGUAUCCUCUUUGGACUUCCAGUGGGUGCGGCAAUCAUUGGAGAAGGCAGCGUAUCUGACUACUCCAAAUUUGCGCUUUUCUGCGGUGUUUUCUCUUUGGUGGGCACCUUAUGUUGGGCGAUCAGUCGUUACCAAAUUGUUGGACUUCUGUUCAACUCGAGAGUUUAA